AUCCAAUCAAGUAGCCAAAUCAAUUUCCAAAGACCAACAGGUACAAAUAUGCUUGAUGAUGGAAAGCACCACCGACAAGCCUCUUUGUUGGAGUGCGCAAAAAUUACGUGCACACGACGUAAUACUAAUGGAUUUUCACAUGCUUCUAGUGUUGGCCUUAUUCAAGGUUGUCGCUAUCCAGCUUUGUGUCAAGUCAUGAUGUGACUGGCCGCAUACUUGCGUGUUCUUGCGUAGACUGGCGCAGCGCUUUUAACACACACACAUACCCCUUUGGCUUCACUAUGCCAACAGAUACAGACACAGCAACAACCUCCUCUCAUACAAACCUCUCUGACCCGCAAGCGACUUCCUUUGACAGCGAUGAGGACGAUGAUCUUGAUAUAUUAACUGUAGCCCUACCACUUCGCCCAGGAUCUGACUUAUGUAGUAAAAUUUUACUGCAAGAACCAUACAUCAAGAAUAUAAUUAUAUCCUCAGUUGUCGGCUACGGAAUCACAGGCGAAGCCUACCUAUGCAGCUUCACGGAACAAGCCGAUGGCCGCAAGGCCGAUUUCAUAUACUUGCCAUUAGCGCAUGACCUCCCACCAGUGAUCGUUGAAACUCAACAAAAAGUCGGCCAAAAGUUCAUAUCCAGGGCAAUCCGCUAUUGUUUGAACGUGCUAGACAGUACGAAUUCAUUUCCAAUACUGGUCGUGUUCAACAUCGCUGGUUUUUCAAGCCGAGCGUUUCGAGACUCGCUAUUUACUCAACAAGACGAUCAGCCGUUUUACAGCCUCCAGUCCAAAGCGUGGGCAAAGGAGGUGCGUGUCUACAACUCCAAUUCAAUCGAGCAACACCUGGAAUCACCAAUGCAGCCACUAGUGGCUCUGUCAUACUUCUGCUCAAAUCAAGGAAAAAGCAUUAUUGCUUUGGACAAGUACAUGGAUCCUGUCCUUCAAUCGAUAUACGAGGUGGCUUUCCGGGCUUUGUCGGUUGGUAAAGACAAACAAAUGGCCAAGGAUACAGCCAUAACGAAUUUCUGUGAUGCGAUGAUCCGUCAAUUCAACAAAAUCGCGAGGAGCAACCAAGAUAGCUCAACGACUGUUAAACGCCAAAUUGACGAAUACGCAGAAGAUGGUGCGCAUUUCGCCGACAUGUUUAAACGCCGACAUGUCUCAUCGGAACCACGGCCUGUCACCCCAAUCACCAUGGAAGCAAACGAAGCGCCAAGCGCUGAUUUGAAUUAUGUCGACAAUUAUCGCCGCGAAGCGACUGGCAGGUUUACUUGGGUUGAUUGCUACGAUGAAGGUGUUGCCAAUGGUCAUUUUUCCAGAUACAGCAGUCAUUUGACGCUGAAGAAGGCUUUCCACCAACAAACCUUGUAAAAAGAAUUCACGAUAUGCUGUACAAAAUUUCUAUUAUGAAAUAUUAUCGGGCGAAAGGAGGCAAUGAAGAGCUUGUCAUAUGAUGAUCUGGCAAAAAUACCUGCGCUGAUGAAAAUGGUGCCAUGCAACUCUAUAAUACGAUUUGUCGCGCAAACAGAAGCCAAUCAAGACGUACAGUAUGGUAGAAUAGUUGUGAGAAAACCUAUACGUUUAUUUGUACUGUAAAUGCAAU
This is a messenger RNA of Radiomyces spectabilis, 1596 nucleotides long. RefSeq lists its product as uncharacterized. NCBI's taxonomy places the organism in Eukaryota, Fungi, Mucoromycota, Mucoromycetes, Mucorales, Radiomycetaceae. The coding region runs from base 282 to 1364 and encodes 360 amino acids. The transcript has a single exon. The record is from RefSeq and is a predicted model, not a curated record.